Messenger RNA from Closterium sp. Naga37s-1, 654 nucleotides. The record is from the annotation of a GenBank genome assembly. NCBI's taxonomy places the organism in Eukaryota, Viridiplantae, Streptophyta, Zygnematophyceae, Desmidiales, Closteriaceae.
AUGCAGUAUCGGGCUGUCAGCAGUCAGGGCCGCCAUGGGCGCUUUGGGGUGGCAGUGAGCGCGGCCUUGGCCUUGGGCGUUCUGCGAGGCGGCUUGACGGCAGCUUCGCCUUGCACUCGCCGCACCGGCCUGGGCGCUGCGGCACAUCGAGGCCUCGGGAUCAGCGUCGGUCCCUCCACGCGCCGAAUCGCUGCUCCCGUGUUGCUCGGCUUCGGGAUGCGCGACGGGGGGAGCGACAUCGGCGUUGAUUGCGUUGCUGCUGCCGCCAUGCUGCGACCAGCUGACGGGCGUGACAACGCCACCACCAAUGCCACCGACGCUGAUUCCGUCGCGGCUGAUUCCGCCGCGGCUGAUUGCGGCGCAGCCGAUUCCGCCGCGGCUGAUAGCGGCGCAGCCGAUUCCGCCGCGGCUGAUUGCGGCGCAGCCGAUUCCGCCGCGGCUGAUUGCGGGGCUGCACAUUCCGGCGCGGCGGAGUCCAGCGCAGCAGUUUCCGGCGCACCCGAAGCGGCGCAGUCGCACGCUGCAGGGUCCGACGCACCAGUUUCCGAGGAUGCGCAUUCCGACGCGCCUGACUCCCACGCUGCGCAUUCCCACGCACCAGUUUCUGACGCCGUGGCGUCGUGCUUGCAUCCCGCGGCGGCGUCAGUGCGAUGA